CGUGCUUCCGACAGCCGCUGUAGCGCGCGGUUCCGGUUGUUGCAGCGUGCUCUGUGGGAUUUUCUAUUGGUGCCACGUUUCGUUGAGUAAACCAAAUGGAAGGUGUGAACGCUGAUUCGAUCAACACGAACUUGGAGGCCAUGCUGCGUGAGAACUCCGACCUGUCGCCUGCAGUGGCUUCAUUGCAGCUACUGCUUGAGUUCAUCGAGAAGGACGACUACACGACAAUCCAAGGCAUGGAAGAAAACCUUCAGCAUGUUAUCAGGGACAUUUGUACUGCAAAGUGUUCAAUCACCUGCGUCAGAUCUGCGUGCGAAUUAUUUGUGCGCUUUGCUACGCUCACCGCGCUUGAUGGGACAAUUGAUGAGUGCAAGAAAAAUAUGUCUAUUCGAGGCCGGACGUUCUUGGAGAAAAUGCGUGCGGCACGCUGCAAAAUUGCUGCGCUUGCGGCCCCAUUUGUGCAGGACCGCUCGACGAUCUUGACGCAUUCCUUUUCGCGUGUUGUGCGUGACACGCUGUUCGCUGCGGCAGAGGACCACAAGCACUUCACUGUGUACGUGACCGAAUCGGCGCCCGAUUACAGUGGCCGGCAACUGUACGAAGCGCUUAAAGAGAGAGGCAUCAGUGUGACUCUAUUAGUCGACGCCGCGGUUGGCUAUGUUUUGGAAAAAGUGGACAUGGUCCUUCUGGGAGCAGAGGGCGUAGUUGAGAGCGGCGGCAUCAUCAAUAAAAUUGGCACCUACACGAUGGCUAUGUGUGCCAAGGAAAAGAACAUUCCUAUUUACGUGCUCGCCGAGAGCUUCAAGUUUGCCAGAAAGUACCCCUUGAACCAGAAGGAUCUGCCUGAUGAGCAGAAGUAUCCGUCGGACAAGCGUAAUGGCAAAACUGACCUUUCCAAGGAGCAUCCCAUGGUCGACUACACGCCACCUGCGUACAUUACUCUGCUGUUCACGGACCUCGGAAUUUUAACACCAUCAGCGGUUAGCGAUGAGCUUAUAAAGCUUUACCUGUGAAUAGCGCACAAACAGUGAUCAGCUGCUGUGAUUGGUGUCCAUUUUGGUUGAGAAGGUGCUGUCAUCGCCUUGAGGUAUCAGCGUCAUGCUCGGUGAAGUUCGCCAUGAGAAGCCUGCUUAGAUUGGUCAUCCAUGCCUGCCUAGCUUCUCGUAGCCGCUACUGGAAUCACAGUCGAGUUGGGAAGAAAAAAUACACCGAGCAGUCAGAGCAGGGCCUGAGUACCGCGGUGCCUGCAAACAACUUGGUUAGCAGCGAUGUACGAGUAAUACUGAGCUGUUCUAAAGAGCUCGUCAAGCCAGUAAUAUCUGCUCGAGAAUUCAGAAAUGUCUCUGCUGUAAUACAAGUAGUCAUAUCAUCUGACUUCCUGACAAUAAACAUGCAGAGCAGUUUCUAUUUUUUUCAUUCAACUGUUUGAAGCAAACUAAUGGAUACGAACAUGUCUAGAAUGGAAAUAAAGAUGUGCACUGCGA
This is a messenger RNA of Dermacentor andersoni, 1484 nucleotides long. Its product is annotated as translation initiation factor eIF2B subunit alpha-like. Gene Ontology annotation, biological process: translational initiation. The record is from RefSeq and is a predicted model, not a curated record. Gene Ontology annotation, cellular component: eukaryotic translation initiation factor 2B complex. NCBI's taxonomy places the organism in Eukaryota, Metazoa, Arthropoda, Arachnida, Ixodida, Ixodidae. Gene Ontology annotation, molecular function: translation initiation factor activity; guanyl-nucleotide exchange factor activity.